Messenger RNA from Vigna angularis (adzuki bean), 1288 nucleotides. RefSeq names its product transcription factor MYB102. Lineage: Eukaryota; Viridiplantae; Streptophyta; Magnoliopsida; Fabales; Fabaceae. The transcript has 3 exons. The record is from RefSeq and is a predicted model, not a curated record. The coding region runs from base 102 to 1226 and encodes 374 amino acids.
UAACUCCGUUUUUUCCUCCCUCUCUCUUUCCCUAUUCUCUCACGUCUCAUAUAUUUCCUCCUCUGUCUCUCGUCGUCACCUUCAACCAUUCACCUUCUAAAAUGGGGAGAUCACCUUGUUGCGAAAAGAAUGGCCUCAAGAAAGGACCAUGGACCACUGAGGAGGAUCAGAAACUCCUUGAUUACAUUCAGAAACAUGGAUAUGGCAACUGGAGGACACUCCCAAAGAAUGCUGGGUUGCAGAGAUGUGGAAAGAGUUGCCGUCUUCGUUGGACAAACUAUCUCCGACCAGACAUAAAGCGAGGUCGGUUUUCGUUUGAGGAGGAAGAGACCAUAAUUCAGCUACAUAGCAUUCUUGGCAACAAGUGGUCUGCAAUUGCUUCUCGCUUACCCGGAAGAACAGACAAUGAAAUCAAGAACUAUUGGAACACACACAUUAGAAAAAGGCUUCUGAGGAUGGGAAUCGACCCUGUCACACACAGUCCUCGACUUGAUCUAUUGGACAUCUCUUCCAUUCUAAACGCAUCUUUCUAUGGUUCAUCACAAAUGCUCCUUGGCAUGCAGCCUUCUAUGGUGAACCCCGAGCUUUUAAGGUUGGCUUCUUCACUCUUCUCCUCCUCACAGCAACACAAACACCUUGAAAUCUGUGCUCCAAAGGGUCAACAGAACCAGCUUUGCGAUCCACAGGUUCAGAAUCAUGUUCCACACUUGGCACAAUUUCAAGAUCCAGUUCAAGAGGUGCCUGCAUGCAGCACCCCCGUGUUCGGCACCCCUCGUGUUUCAUUGCCUCUCUCUCAACCACAGUUGGUUGAGCCCCAUAAUGUGGACCCGUAUCCAUCAUCAAGUUUCACAGACUUCACUUACCAACAACAUUCCCAUGAUGAUCAGAUAAUAAGUGAUUGGCACAAAGAUGGGGUUGCUUUAAGCACUUUAACAGAUGACUAUGUCCCUCAGUUAUCAGGCUAUAAUUAUUAUAGUUCUGAUGCUCAAGAUCUCGUGUAUCCUCCCUUGUCCGAACCUUCAACUUUCCAUUCCAAUAACAGCAAUCAGAACUUCAGCUUCGCUUCAGUUCUAUCCACGCCUUCGUCAAGCCCCACACCCUUGAACUCAAACUCCACGAUAAUCAACGGGAGCAACACAGAAGACGAGAGAGACCAGAGCUAUGACAGUAGCAGCAUGUUGAAAUUUGAAAUCCCAGAUAUUUUAGAUGUGAAUGAGUUCAUGUAAUGUGAUCAGAUACACAGAUCAUCAACGAUUAAUUAAAUCAGCCAAAAAGUCGAUUGAUUUUA